UUUGUUACUUAUUAAAUCAUCAAUCGAAAAGGUGUGCAACUUGGUCAAGACUAUUUCCUCUUCAUCAUUGCUGACUCAGGACUUAAAAGAGCUUGGGCAAUCAGUUAGAGAAGGCGAGACAACUUGUAAAAUUCCAUAG
Molecule: messenger RNA, 139 nt
Organism: Dentiscutata heterogama
Lineage: Eukaryota; Fungi; Glomeromycota; Glomeromycetes; Diversisporales; Gigasporaceae
Source: the annotation of a GenBank genome assembly